CCAGACUUGGGGAGAAGGCUUCUCCUGAUGAUCAGGUCCUCUCCCCUAUCCUACUGAUUCCACUGUUGUGACAAAUAUCAACGUUAAAUCUGAUGAGAGUCAACAACAACAAGCAAAAAGGCAACAUUUAUUCGAAAGAACUAUUCUGACCAGCCAUGCCGGGGUUUGCUGUUAAACGUAAGGGAGGCAGGAUUGAACCCAAAUACCUGUGUACCAUCUGUGCGUUAUUGCUCUGUGAACCAAAACAAACACCAUGUGGUCAUCGGUACUGUCAAUCCUGUGUGGAGGAUCUCGCAAGGAGUGGGAGACGACGAUGUAGAGCUCGCGACUGCGGCGAGGACAUAAGGCUUCAAGACGUGUAUCCCGACAAAGCCAUAGAAAGGGAGAUACUGAGUAUAGCAAUUUUCUGCAGCAAUGUCGAAGAUGGCUGUAAAUGGGAAGGCAUUGUUCGUCAUCUUAUGGCACAUCUUUCAGAAUGCGACUUCGAGAAGAUCACAUGCAUCAACGCCGGCCAAGGCUGUAAGGUGUUAAUAUGCAGGAAGAACCUGGCCAACCAUCUACAGUCUGACUGUGAAUAUAGACCUGUAACGUGUCAGUGGUGUCAAGAAACAACUCCUCAUAAGGAACACAAGGAUCACAGACAGACCUGCCCAGUUGCCCCAGUACAGUGUGACUGGUGUGGUAAGAAAGGUCUGACUCGGGCUCAGAUACAAGAGCAUCAACAACCCGAGACAGGAGACUGUCCCAAAAUGAAGAUAGCUUGCAGCUUUGAACACAUGGGGUGCAAGGAAAAAAUGGAGAAGAGGCAACUGGCCGAGCAUCUAAAGAAGUCAGUUCAAAAUCAUUUGAACAUGACUAAGACCUACAUUGUCAACUUUUAUUCCAAUUUCGAACACCAUCGACAGCAAGAGGUUGAGUCGCGCGAAAAUAUGAGAAUCCUUCUUCCACGGCUAGAAAAGGACAUUAAAGAUGUUGAUGGAAAAAUUGCAGAAAUAGAAAGUAAGCUGUCAGGCGAGCAAGCAUCGGGAGCUGCUUCGUCAGGCGGCAACAAAACUCUAGAAAACCGGAUUGAGCAGGAACGUGCGAGGGUGGAGGAACUGAGGAGGAAAAUAGCUGCAUGGGAGACAAGGGUCGGCACGUUUGAGGGGAUUGUAGCGGUUCUGAACCGCGAGAUAGAAAAAUGUAGUUCUCAAAUGGAGGCGUACGAACGGCAACGUCGUCAGGACAGGGAGAUCAUCGAAACUCUGGAGAGGAAGGUCAGGUCUCUGGAAAGGAUCAUCGCUCUGAAGGACGUUGCCCUCGCGGAACAAGACCUCCGGAUCCAGACGCUAGAGAUGACAUCUUACGACGGCGUCUUGACUUGGAAGAUCGCAGACUUCACACGUAAGCGUCACGACGCCAUUACGGGGAAGACAGCAAGUUUCUACUCGCCAUGUUUCUUCACCAGCCGUACAGGGUACAAGAUGUGCGCCCGGAUCUACCUGAACGGAGACGGGAUGGGGAAGGGCACUCAUGUCAGCCUGUUCUUCGUCGUCAUGAGGGGGCACUACGAUGGACUACUGCGCUGGCCGUUUAGACAAAAGGUAUCUUUCAUGUUGGUGGACCAGAACAACCGAGAAAACGUGACGGACGCGUUCCGUCCUGACCCGACCAGCUCGUCCUUCCAGCGGCCCACCAGUGACAUGAACAUCGCCAGUGGAUGUCCGCUCUUCGUGCCGCUCAGUCAACUGGACAGCAGCAGCCAUGGUUACGUCAGAGACGACACCAUGUUUCUGAAGAUCAUUGUGGACACUUCAGACCUUUAAUUGAGCAAUCUAACGUUAGUAUUCAGGGCUGCUCCAGGGAUUGCCCGUAAACUCGUUACGGACAAUAACUGGGACAGCCCUAAGUACUUUCUAUGAAAGGUCACAAAAACGUUUCCACGAAACUAAAAAGUAAAUGACCAAAGGUUUUCCGUGGGGUCGUGUAGGGUAACUGCGGGGUAUUUUGCCCAGAUGUCCUGGAUUCAGAUCCUGUUUUGCUACGUAUACCGAUCUUGUGCGCUUGGGAAAUGCACUUAACACGACUUUCCUCACUCAACCCAGGUGUAAAAAUGGGUACCUGACUUUGGUUGGGGGGUGGAAGGUGGUUGGGGGAGAUUCUCUCGUAAAAUUACAGCAUAUGUGGAAAUGCGGACACCGCACAACCUGUCUGACUCGGAGCAUAGCUGCUCUAUGUGCCAUAUUCCCACCAUUUAUACGUCAAUAUAUUUAUACGAUCAUACGCACUGCUCCCAUAAAGUGACACAAAUGAACUGUUGUGAUAUUUUUAAGUUCUCAAAUGUAUCCUAGUUUUUAUAUAUUCUAUCCUAGAAUGUUUAGUGAGGUGCUAUAUAAGGCGCUAUAUAUAUAAUGCUCGUACCAGUUAAAUCUAAGACAACACUAGAUCUAAAACUUAACCAGUUAAAUCUAAGACAAUACUAGAUCUAAAACUUUAAAUGAUGUCAAAAUUAGCAUGAUUUUAACUACCCGACCUAAGAUACAUGUGUCAUUUCAUCAUGUAGCACUUGUGCAUUGAGUUUAUUUCGCAGCGUUUUCUUCUUUUUGAUUGUCGUCCAAAUGUUUAUUCCAAUGACUCAGAUUUUGAAUUCCUAUACAUUUUGAGUAGAGUAGAGUAGAUUAUAGAUUGUUUCGGUCUGGUACAUGUACAUGGCUGCGGUAGGCAUGUAGGCACAUUUAGCGCCUGUUUAGGCCGCUCUUUAGUUGAUUGUCAUUGUUGGCCUUUGUAGAUGGCCCAAUACUUUAUUGGUGAAUACAACGACUGGGUCUGACUCCAUGUCUUUGUAAACUCUUUAUUGAUCAAACGUGUUGAAUUAGGCGAAAUUCCUCCGGUAGACUAUUCCACCGUGUGUUGGUUCUUGGCAUUGUUCUUUGUAUUUUCAGAUGCCUGUUUGUCUUUAUAAUCCUACAGUGUACUGACUUAUUCAUUAGAUAAUUUGGCCCGAUAACAGUUGGCUAAAACCUGAAGUCUGUGUGCACAAAUGUGAUACAAUGUUUCUAUAGAUUUUAGUUCUUUUUAUGAUCAAUGUCUAUCAACAGCUAAUCACAUGAUGUACGUAGUUAUAACUUUUCAGAAGAAAAAACAUUAUAAUUCAGAGAUCUAAAUGUAAUGUCAUUAUGAAAACAUUACGGUGAUGUGUAUGUUUAUCUGUAAAGUAAACUCGUCUGUAGGGUUGCCUAUGUACUAGUAAUAGCAAAAAUAGAAAAUACAAACUGUGGGUAGCGUUUCAUGUAUUGAGCAAAUUGCAGAUACGUUACGCUCUUUCGAAUUAACAGUAAGCCAAUGCUUUAACUAGAUUUUGUUGCAAAUGUACAUGUAGCAUAUAUAACACUGCUAUUAACCAAAUAGCAAGAAAACUAGGCAUAAAGGCAUAGACUGCAAAAGAACAUGAAUUGCCAUGAAUUGCUAGCAAAGUGACUACAUUGACCAAGCAACUGUGUCAUUUUCUUAAAUAAAGCAUUGUUGUUUCCUGUAACAUUAUUGCAGUGAAAUAUAUUCCAUGUCCCUAGUCAGUGGUAGCC
Branchiostoma floridae (Florida lancelet) is the source of this 3560-nucleotide messenger RNA. Its product is annotated as TNF receptor-associated factor 2-like. The record is from RefSeq and is a predicted model, not a curated record. The transcript is spliced from 8 exons. Gene Ontology annotation, biological process: tumor necrosis factor-mediated signaling pathway; regulation of canonical NF-kappaB signal transduction; positive regulation of JNK cascade. The coding region runs from base 156 to 1805 and encodes 549 amino acids. Gene Ontology annotation, molecular function: protein binding; zinc ion binding. NCBI's taxonomy places the organism in Eukaryota, Metazoa, Chordata, Leptocardii, Amphioxiformes, Branchiostomatidae.